Molecule: messenger RNA, 3668 nt
Organism: Sinocyclocheilus grahami
Lineage: Eukaryota; Metazoa; Chordata; Actinopteri; Cypriniformes; Cyprinidae
Product: protocadherin beta-16-like
Exons: 2
Coding region: 27-3668 (1213 amino acids)
Biological process (GO): homophilic cell-cell adhesion
Cellular component (GO): plasma membrane
Molecular function (GO): calcium ion binding
Source: RefSeq, a predicted model, not a curated record
UUGAAAGGUUCGGUGUUGCUGGUGAGAUGUUUGGUCUUUUGUUCUUCGUGCUGAUGGCGCACACCGCUUAUGGAGACGUAAGCUAUUCUUUCCCGGAGGAGAUGAAACGCGGAUCUGUGAUUGGAAAUAUAGCAAAGGAUCUCGGGCUCGAUGUGAACAGACUGUCAUCUCGUAAGGCUCGAAUUGAUGCUGAAGGUAACAGAAAACGAUACUGUGACAUUAAUCUGAGUACUGGGGAACUGAUCGUAGCAGAGAGAAUCGACAGAGAGGAAAUUUGCGGGGACAGGCUUUCAUGUGUUUUAAAAUUUGAGGUCAUGCUAGAAGAUCCAUUAGAGCUGCACCGUGUUUCAGUUCAAAUCCAGGAUAUUAACGACAAUUCGCCCGUUUUCGCAAAGGAGUUGAUCACAUUUGAAAUCGGGGAGUCUUCUCUUAGAGGUACUCGCUAUCGUUUGAAUGCGGCUCAUGACGAAGAUGUCGGACAGAAUGCAGUUCAGAGAUACAGUCUACAGAAAAAUUAUAACUUUAAACUCACAAUCAGUUCGAAUGUAGAUGGAGAGAAGAAUUUGGAAUUAUUACUAGAUAAAGAGUUAGAUCGCGAACAGAAAAAUGAAGUAACAUUAAUUCUCACUGCGGUAGACGGCGGGACUCCACCGAGAUCAGGUACUGUAGCCAUACACAUCACUGUGCUGGAUGCUAAUGAUAAUGCUCCAGUCUUUAGUCAGGACAUCUAUAAAGUCAGUCUGCCUGAAAAUUCUCCUGUAGAUACUGUAGUGGUGACAGUGAGCGCUACUGAUGCUGAUGAGGGACAAAAUGGAGAAGUGACAUAUGAGUUCAGUCGUAUUUCUGACAAAGCCAAAAACCUGUUUUCAUUAGAUCCAAAUACAGGUGCCAUUCUAGUUACGGGUUCACUAGAUUAUGAGAACGAAAUUGUUUAUGAAUUACGCAUUGAAGGGAAAGAUGUAUUUGGUUUAUCCAGUGAUGCUAAAGUUGUAAUAGAACUUGCAGAUGUUAAUGACAAUGCUCCUGAGAUACAAUUGAAAUCUUUGCGUAGCCCUAUUCCCGAGAAUGCGUUACCCGGUACAGAGGUUGGCAUCAUUAAUGUGCAGGACAGAGACUCUGACAAUAACGGACAGGUGCGCUGCUCCAUUCAGCAAAACGUCCCGUUUAAACUCAUACCUUCAAUCAAAAAUUACUAUUCUCUUGUGACCACAGGUGAAUUAGACCGCGAGCUGCUCUCUGAUUAUAACAUUACAAUUACUGCUACUGAUGAGGGCUCUCCGCCUUUAUCUUCCACUAAGAACAUUCACUUGACUGUAGCUGACGUGAAUGAUAAUCCACCUGUAUUUCAGGAGCAGAACUACAGAGCUCAUGUGCAAGAAAAUAACAAACCGGGCUCCUCUAUUUGUUCAGUGUCAGCUACAGACCCGGACUGGAGACAGAAUGGCACUGUAGUUUAUUCUCUGUUGUCCUCUGAUGUCAAUGACGCACCGGUGUCCUCCUUUCUAUCUAUUAACGGAGACACCGGGGUCAUUCAUGCCGUGAGGUCGUUUGAUUACGAACAGCUGAAAAGUUUCAAAGUGCUCGUGUUAGCCAGAGACAACGGUUCUCCUCCUCUGAGCAGUAACGUUACCGUGAGGGUCUUCAUAACGGAUGAGAAUGACAACUCCCCUCAGAUAUUAUACCCCUCUCCGGAAGGAAACUCCUUCAUGACCGAGAUGGUACCCAAAGCUGCGCAGGCGCGCUCCCUGGUCUCCAAGGUGAUCGCCGUGGACGCGGAUUCUGGCCAGAACGCGUGGCUCUCGUAUCACAUUAUUAAAGCGACUGAUCCGGGACUUUUCACUAUCGGUGUCCACAGCGGAGAGAUCAGGACGCAGAGGGACAUUUCUGAAUCUGACAGCAUGAAACAGAACCUCAUUGUGUCCGUGAGAGAUAACGGACAGCCCUCUCUCUCAGCCACGUGCGCAUUGUAUUUACUUAUAUCAGAUAACUUGGCUGAAGUCCCAGAACUGAAAGACAUGUCUCGUGACGAGAGCAGCUCCAAACUAACGUUUUAUUUGAUCAUCGCGCUGGUGUCCGUUUCCACUUUCUUCCUGGCCUUCAUCAUCAUCAUCCUGGCCGUGAGGUUUUGUCGCAGGAGAAAGCCCAGACUGUUGUUUGAUGGAGCUGUAGCCAUUCCCAGCGCGUAUCUCCCUCCAAAUUACGCAGAGGUGGAGGGCGCGGGAACUCUCCGCAGCGCUUACAAUUGUGACGCAUACCUGACCACGGGUUCGCGCACUAGCGACUUCAAGUUCAUCAGAUCUUAUAAUGAGGGAACACUGACUGCUGACCUAACUCUGAAAAAGACUCAGUGCGCUGUGGAUGAUCUUGAAGGACUUGAUGCGGAAGUGAACGAUUACUUUCAGGUUACGGGAUUAAAUUUUUGCUUAAUGUCUGAAGAAUUCCAAAGGUUCUGUGUUAAUGCUGAGAUGUUUGGUCUUUUGUUCUUCGUGCUGAUGGCGCACACCGCUUAUGGAGACGUGAGCUAUUCUUUCCCGGAGGAGAUGAAACGUGGAUCUGUAAUUGGAAAUAUAGCAAAGGAUCUCGAACUCGAUGUGAAUAGACUGUCAUCUCGUAAGGCUCGAAUUGAUACUGAAGGUAACAGAAAACGAUACUGUGACAUUAAUCUGAAUACUGGAGAACUGACCGUAGCGGAGAGAAUCGACAGAGAAGAUAUUUGUGGAAAGAAAGCUUCAUGCGUUCUUAAACAAGAGCUUGUGCUGGAAAAUCCUUUAGAGCUGCACCGCUUCGUUCUCAAUAUUGAAGACAUGAAUGAUAAUUCGCCACAGUUCAAACAAAGUGUAAUAAAAUUCGAAAUACAGGAAUCAGCAGACAAAGGUUCUCGUUACUUAUUAGACGAGGCCCACGAUGCGGAUAUUGGUAUGAAUUCAGUACAAUCAUAUACACUUCAAAACAACGACCAAUUUGUUCUUAAUGUACUAACUCGUGCAAAUGGAAGAAAAUAUGGUGAACUCCUUCUUAAUAAAGAAUUAGAUCGUGAGCAGCAGAAAGAGGUGGCAUUAAUUCUCACUGCGGUAGACGGAGGGACUCCACCGAGAUCAGGUACUGUAGCCAUACACAUCACUGUGCUGGAUGCUAAUGAUAAUGCUCCAGUCUUUAGUCAGGAUAUCUAUAAAGUAAGUCUGCCUGAAAAUUCUCCUGUAGAUACUGUAUUGGUGACAGUGAGCGCUACUGAUGCUGAUGAGGGACAAAAUGGAGAAGUGACAUAUGAAUUUGGUCAUUUGUCCGAGCGCCUUCUGGAAAUAUUUUCUCUCGAUUCGUUGUCUGGGGAGAUUAAACUAACAGGGCCAAUUGAUUAUGAAGAGGAAAGCUCAAUUGAGCUGCCGAUUCAAGCCAAAGACGGUCAGGGGUCAGCCAGUCAUUGCUCUGUAUUAAUAGAUAUCGUUGAUGUCAAUGAUAACGCCCCUGUAAUUGUAAUUAAUUCUCUUAACAGUCCCGUUCCUGAGAAUGCGUUGCCCGGUACAGAGGUUGGUAUCAUUAAUGUGCAGGACAGAGACUCUGACAAUAACGGACAGGUGCGCUGCUCCAUUCAGCAAAACGUCCCGUUUAAACUCGUUCCUUCAAUCCAAAAAUAUUAUUCUCUUGUGAGCACAGGUGAGUUACAAUUAUGA